Messenger RNA from Bactrocera oleae (olive fruit fly), 1098 nucleotides. RefSeq lists its product as uncharacterized. Lineage: Eukaryota; Metazoa; Arthropoda; Insecta; Diptera; Tephritidae. The record is from RefSeq and is a predicted model, not a curated record.
CACAUUCAAUUCCAAGUUAGCCCGAUCAACAUUUCACUGUCUUCACUUUAUCACCUUAAGGGGUUUUUAUCGCCAGAAUUUUAUGCGUUUUUUACAAAUUAACCGAUAAGAAAGUGACUAAAAUUCAUCGCUAUAUAAAGUGUGUAAAUUCAAUGAUUGCAAUUGUUAGUUUCCAAGAUGUUCGCAAAACAACUUAUCACCGUCUUAUUCGCGCUGCAAAUUAUCACCAACAUAGCAUUGGCACAAUCGCCGGCCAUAGUAAAUUGCGACAGCAUUGAGAUUUGGAAUGUUACAACCAAAACGGACGACUACAUUCUGGAGAAUCGCCGCCAAUACAAUGCUACACUUCAAAGCUAUUUGAAUGAAAUAAAUAGCAUCAAGAAUAGUCUAGACGAUCAAUUGUUGGUGCUGGAUAAACAAAAGCAGUUGGUGCUCGACACAAUACUGGAAACUAACGAAAAAAUCAAUCCUUUGGAAGUGCUCAGUUUGCCCACGAAGCAUUGUGUGCAAAAAUAUCACGGUGAACUGCCUUAUGCCAAUAUCGUCAAAGAUAAGAUUGAGACCUGCCUCAGUAACGCACGCAGUUAUGCCAGCAGCAUCGUCAGCACGUCAAAUAGUUAUUACAACUCGCUGAACAAUUACUACAACAAUGAUUUGCGAACAAAUCUGAACACGUGCGCGAAAUUACACGCAAAUCCAUCGUUGAAUUAUACGCUCUGCAUCACAACAGCGAUAUCCAAGGCCAACACAUACACCAUAACCAGUCGCAAGAGCUUCGCUUCGUCCAUCGAAUCGUCGCACUGCAGUUUGAGCAGUCGCAUAGAUGUCGCAGUGAGCUGCACUUACACGGAGUACAAUGCGAUUUUGAUGUCGAUUGGCUCGGCUACACGCAUGAUCGACGAAUGCAUUAACGGUUAUCUGGAAAAUAAGCAAUGUGUGAAUAACACCAACACCAUGGAAGUGAAAAAUGGCGCACCCGCCAAUAGAAGCGCUAUUAAUCCCUUGAUGAUUGAAACGUAAUGAGUCGAAAAGUGCUUUACUAAAAUUUAAAUUUAAUUUAAAAGUAAAUAUAAUAAAAUCAACCUUAUGCAAAAUUAA